Molecule: messenger RNA, 790 nt
Organism: Drosophila miranda
Lineage: Eukaryota; Metazoa; Arthropoda; Insecta; Diptera; Drosophilidae
Product: DNA ligase 1
Exons: 1
Coding region: 78-710 (210 amino acids)
Biological process (GO): mitochondrial respiratory chain complex II assembly
Cellular component (GO): mitochondrion
Source: RefSeq, a predicted model, not a curated record
AUCAUUGGAAAAUAUUUCUCGUCCCCACAACUAUUCAAAAAAUAAUUUCUGUAAAAAAAUAUAUACUAAAUUACAGAAUGUUGCGCCUUUUCCAUGCUCUUACGUGGCAACUGGUGAACCGACGUCGUUUGGGCCUCAUUCCCCAAACCGAAGCGAAGCAUGGGGCAGUCAAGGAGUUGAAUGAGCCAAAAAGCGGAGAGAUGGAGCUAAAGGAAGCAGUCAAGGGAAAGAUGGAGCUAAAGGAAGCAGUCAAGGGAGAGAUGGAGCUGAAGGAAGCAGUCAAGGGAGAGAUGCCAGCAUUCAAUGAAGAGAAGCAGCUGAAGGAACCUCCGCACAAAAAUCAGGAGCUAAACCAACCAAUCCUCAAAGAGCGGGAUCUGAAGCAGCCAAUCCUCAAAGGUCAGGCGCUAAAGCAGCCAAUCCUCACCAUGAAUGAAGUGCAACAAUCCCUCGAUAAAGCAAAAGAGGAGCCCAAACCCGACGAGUCUAAGCUGAGCGAGCGCUAUCUGAAGUUCCGGGAAAAGCUACGAUCGGAGGCGCCCCUGACAUGCCUGCCGAAAGGUGCACCACAUCCGGCCCACGAGAAAGAUCCCCUGGUGCCAUGGCCCAACAAUACCAAUCCAUAUACCGGAGAAGUCGGUGGACCGGCGGGACCAGAGCCCACACGGUAUGGCGACUGGGAGCGCAAGGGACGCGUUACAGAUUUCUAGACAAAAACAAAAAGACAAUGUAUCUUUCACCUCUGUUUGGACAAUUUUGUGAUUUAUUAGACGUGUUAACAACAGAAGCA